AUGUCGCGCAAACAAGUGGAUCAGCGCAUCCAGACGCUCAUCCGCAAUGGCCUGCAAGAGAAGAAGAGAAGCUUCUUCGUCGUUGUCGGCGACCGCGCCAAGGAUGUCAUCGUCCAUCUGCACUACAUCAUGUCCAGCAUGGACAUUAAGCAGAACAAGUCGGUGCUGUGGGCGUACAAGAGCAAGCUGCUAGGAUUCACCAGCCACCGGAAGAAGCGUGAGCAGAAAAUCAAAAAGGAAAUCAAGCGAGGCAUCCGCGAAGCCAACACCGAGGAUCCCUUCGAGCUCUUUGUCUCCUUGCACAACAUCCGCUACACCUACUACAAGGAGACGGACAAGAUCCUUGGCAACACCUUCGGCAUGUGCGUCCUGCAGGACUUUGAGGCCCUGACCCCAAACAUUCUGGCCCGCACCGUCGAGACGGUCGAAGGCGGCGGCCUCGUCGUCAUGCUGCUCAAGGGCAUGAGCAGCCUGAGACAGCUCUACAACCUAUCCAUGGACGUCCACUCGAGAUACCGCACCGAAGCGCAUACCGAUGUGGUGGCCAGAUUCAACGAAAGGUUCUUGCUGUCCUUGGGCCGCUGCGAGUCGUGCCUCGUCAUCGACGAUGAGCUCAACGUCUUGCCCAUCUCGGGCGGCAAGGAUGUCAAGGCCUUGCCCCCUCCAGACCUGGACCAGCCGAAGACGCCGCAACAGGUCCAGCUGGACAGCAUCAAAGACGACCACCGAGAACGGGAACCGGUGGGGUCCUUAAUCUCCCUCGCAAAGACGGUAGAUCAGGCCCAGGCGCUCCUCAUCUUCACAGACGCCAUCGCGGAGAAGACGCUGCGGAGUACCGUCGCCCUGACGGCCGCCAGAGGUCGGGGCAAGUCAGCGGCCAUGGGCGUCGCUGUCGCCGCCGCGGUUGCGCACGGAUACAGCAACAUCUUCAUCACCUCGCCGUCGCCGGAAAACUUGAAGACGCUCUUCGAGUUUGUCUUCAAGGGCUUCGAUGCGCUCGGAUACACCGACCACGCCGACUACUCCAUCAUCCAGAGCACCAACCCCGACUUCAACAAGGCCAUUGUCCGGGUCAACAUCCACAGGCAACACCGCCAGACCAUCCAGUACAUCAGGCCACAAGACGCCCACGUCCUGGGGCAAGCGGAGCUCGUCGUCAUCGACGAAGCAGCCGCCAUCCCGCUCCCCCUAGUCCGGAAGCUCAUGGGUCCGUACCUGGUCCUCAUGGCCUCCACUAUCAAUGGUUACGAAGGUACUGGCCGGUCGCUGUCCCUGAAGUUGAUCAAGCAGCUGCGCGAGCAGUCUCGAUCCGCCUCCACGAAUAGUGACUUGCAGCUGGCCGAUCGGUCGACCGGGAAGGCGGCGAAAUCCGACGAAAACCAGGCCGCCAGGAAGCUGCGAGAAAUCACCCUCGCAGAGCCAAUCAGAUACGCACGCGGCGAUGCUGUGGAGAAGUGGCUGAACAAGCUGCUGUGUCUCGAUGCCACAUUGCCCAAGUCCAAGUCGAACAUCCACGGGUGUCCGGACCCGUCGCAAUGCGAGCUCCUCGUCGUCAACCGCGAUACCCUCUUCUCCUUCCAUCCCGUCUCUGAAGCCUUUCUUCAGCAAAUGGUGGCCCUGUACGUGGCAAGCCACUACAAAAACUCACCAGAUGAUCUGCAGCUCAUGAGCGAUGCUCCAGCCCACGAGCUGUUCGUCCUGGUCCCGCCCAACGUUGAGGGCAGUGGAAAGCUCCCCGAGCCCCUGUGUGUUAUCCAAGUCGCGCUCGAGGGAAAAAUCAGCAGGCAGAGCGUGCUCAACAGCCUGAGUCGGGGGCAGCGGCCGUCCGGCGACCUGAUACCCUGGCUCGUCAGCCAACAGUUCCAGGACGAGGACUUUGCAUCUCUCUCCGGUGCUCGAGUUGUCCGGAUAGCGACGAACCCCGAGUAUGUGUCCAUGGGCUACGGAACAAAGGCCCUGCAACUCCUGAUCGAUUACUACGAGGGUCGCUUCGCCAAUCUGUCGGAAGACGAGGACCAAGUCAUGGAGGACAAGGUGCGUCGGGCGACGGACGCCGAGUUGGCCAAGACAUCCCUGUUGGAGGAAGAGAUUGCCGUCAGGGAUCAGGCCCAGAUGCCGCCUCUCUUCGCAAAGCCCCACGAGAAGAAGCCCAAGGCUCUCGACUACCUCGGCGUCAGCUACGGGUUGACACCCUCGUUACUCAAGUUUUGGAAGCGGUCCACCUUCUCACCAGUGUAUCUGCGUCAAACGGCCAACGACUUGACGGGCGAGCACACGUGCGUCAUGCUUCGGCCGCUCGAGAAUAGCGAGGACAGGACGUGGCUCGGAGCAUUUUCGAGGGACUUCCAAAAGCGGUUCCUGUCGCUACUGUCGUAUCAGUUCCGGACAUUCCCAGCAAUCACGGCCCUGAGCGUCGACGAGUCGGCCAAUGUCGGCGCCAAGCUCGACUCGGUCGAAGUCGCACCUUUGGACAAGGUGGAACUGGACAGACAACUGACGCCAUUUGACCUGAAGCGCCUCGAGUCGUACGCGAAUAACAUGCUGGACUACCACGUUAUUCUCGACAUGAUCCCCACGAUAGCCAGCCUGUACUUUACCGGGAGGUUAAGGGCCGACAUCAAGUUGACGGGUGUCCAGCAGUGUAUCCUGCUGGCCAUCGGGCUCCAGCGCAAAGACAUGGACACCGUGGCACAGGAACUGUCCCUGCCUUCGAACCAGCUGCUAGCCAUGUUCAUCAAGGUCCUUCGCAAGGUAACGACGCAUUUCGGCUCUCUCAUCUCGGCGGCCGUCGACGCGCAGCUGCCACAGGUCGAGAAGCUGGGAGUCGCGAGGGAGGACGCGAGCGGUGCGCACGACGACGAGGUUGUCGACGAUCGCUUUGUCCCGCUAGACACGUCGCUCGAGGCCGAGCUGGAGGAGGGUGGCAACGAGGCGCUUCAGGCGCUGAGGCAAAAGCAGCGGGAGCUCAUCGACUCCCUGCCCCUGGACCAGUUCGAGAUUGAGGGCGACGCGCCCGCGUGGGACGAGGCAGAGAAGCAGGUGCGCAACGCCGCCAAGGAAGGGAAAGCGAAGCCAGUCGUCAGCGUCAAGUCCAGCAAGCCCAAGAGGAAGGCCGGACCGACUGCAGCGGAGAUCUACGAAGAGGCCAUGGGGGACUCGUCACGCAAAAAGGCAAAGAAAGGGAGGAAGUCGGCUUGA
This is a messenger RNA of Hirsutella rhossiliensis, 3198 nucleotides long. RefSeq names its product GNAT acetyltransferase 2 domain-containing protein. The coding region runs from base 1 to 3198 and encodes 1065 amino acids. Gene Ontology annotation, molecular function: tRNA binding; ATP binding; 18S rRNA cytidine N-acetyltransferase activity. Gene Ontology annotation, biological process: rRNA acetylation involved in maturation of SSU-rRNA. The record is from RefSeq and is a predicted model, not a curated record. Lineage: Eukaryota; Fungi; Ascomycota; Sordariomycetes; Hypocreales; Ophiocordycipitaceae. The transcript has 4 exons. Gene Ontology annotation, cellular component: nucleolus; 90S preribosome.